Messenger RNA from Debaryomyces hansenii CBS767, 681 nucleotides. It is a transcript of the gene PRX1, whose product is annotated as thioredoxin peroxidase. The transcript has a single exon. Gene Ontology annotation, biological process: cellular response to oxidative stress; cellular oxidant detoxification; cell redox homeostasis. NCBI's taxonomy places the organism in Eukaryota, Fungi, Ascomycota, Pichiomycetes, Serinales, Debaryomycetaceae. Gene Ontology annotation, cellular component: cytosol; mitochondrion. Gene Ontology annotation, molecular function: peroxiredoxin activity. The record is from RefSeq and is a predicted model, not a curated record. Bases 1 to 681 code for a protein of 226 amino acids.
AUGGCUUCCCAAGAACACACAACCUUAAGAUUAGGGUCUACUGCGCCAAACUUCGAAGCUGAAACCUCCAACGGUAAGAUUUCCUUCCACGAUUUCAUUGGUGACUCAUGGGCUGUUUUAUUCUCCCAUCCAGAUGACUUCACCCCAGUCUGUACCACCGAAUUGGGUGCUUUCGCUAAGUUAGAACCAGAAUUCACCAAGAGAAACGUUAAAUUAAUUGGUUUAUCUGCUAAUGGUACUGAAUCCCACAAGGCUUGGAUCAAGGAUAUUGAUGAAGUUACUGGUUCCAAGUUAACCUUCCCAAUCAUUGCUGACUCAGAAAGAAAGGUUGCUCACUUAUACGAUAUGAUUGACUACCAAGAUGCUACUAACGUUGACGACAAAGGUCUCCAAUUCACCAUCAGAUCCGUCUUCGUUAUCGACCCAGCUAAGAAGAUUAGAUUAAUCUUAGCUUACCCAGCCUCUACUGGUAGAAACACCGCUGAAGUCUUAAGAGUUGUUGAUUCUUUACAAACUGGUGACAAAUACAAGGUCACUACCCCAAUUAACUGGGUUCCAGGUGAUGAUGUUAUUGUCCACCCAACUAUUUCUAAUGAAGACGCUAAGACUUUAUUCCCAAAAUUCAGAAUAAUCAAGCCUUACUUACGUUUAACUCCAUUAGAUGUCAAGGAAGAAAAAUAA